AUGAAGGUCAAAACAACAGAUUCGGGAACCUCAAAAGGCUCUAAGAGCCGCAUCUACGAUGAUAACCAUGCGCCUGUCACAUCCAUUCUCCGAGAUGGCGACGUGCCAUAUACGGAUCAUGAGAUAGAUGCCGAUGAGCGAGUGAUUAUGGCCCUAGGUUACAAACAGGAAUUCAAACGCGACUUCUCCUUGUGGACAACCUUCUGUGUUAGUUUCGCGGUACUCGGUCUACUGCCUUCGUUUGCGAGUACUCUUUACUAUGGCAUGGGAUAUGCUGGUACCGCGGGUAUGGUCUGGGGCUGGAUCAUUGCCAUGAUCCCCAUCCAGUGUAUCGCAAUGGCAAUGGCUGAGCUGUGCUCGGCCAUGCCUACCAGCGGAGGUCUCUAUUACGCCGCCGCCGUGCUCGCACCUCCUGGAUAUGGUCCGUUAGCUGCUUGGUUGACGGGGUGGUCCAACUGGAUUGGACAAAUCACUGGUGCACCGUCGGUGGAUUACUCUCUAUCAGCAAUGAUCCUAGCCGCCGUCUCGAUCACCAACCCGAGCUAUGUCCCGGAAAACUGGCAUAUCUUCCUCCUGACAGCACUCAUCAUCAUCAUACACUCGGUAAUUAGCAGCCUCCCAACGAAACGCGUCGCUCAGGUCAACUCGUACGGCUCGACAUUCAAUAUACUUGCUCUUGUCGCAACCCUGAUCGUCAUCCCCGCCGCAACAACCAAUAGCCCCAAGUUCAACUCCUCCCAUGAUGUCUGGAACACAAUCACGAACCAAACAGACUACCCGAAUGGAAUCGCUGUGCUCAUGACCUUUGUCGGCGUCAUCUGGACCAUGUCAGGCUACGACUCUCCCUUCCAUCUAUCAGAGGAGUGCUCGAACGCAAAUAUCGCCUCGCCCCGCGCAAUUGUCAUGACAUCCGGUGUCGGCGGCGUCAUGGGCUGGUUCCUCCAACUCGUCGUCGCUUACACAGUCACAGAUAUCAGCGCCGUGAUUGACUCUGACCUCGGCCAGCCCUGGGCGUCAUACCUCCUUCAAGUCCUUUCUCAGAGAGUCGCGCUGGGCAUCCUCGGGUUGACCAUCGUCUGUGGUUUCUCCAUGGGGCAAGGAUGUAUGGUUGCUGCGUCACGAGUCACGUAUGCAUAUGCACGCGAUGAUUGUUUCCCAUACUCGAACAUCUGGAAGAAAGUCAACAAGACCACCUCCACCCCUGUCAACGCCGUGAUAUUGAAUGGUGUCCUGGGUAUUCUCAUGUGCUUGCUCAUUCUCGCCGGAACUACCGCCAUCGGCGCUUUAUUCUCCAUUGGUGCCAUCGCUCAAUUCGUGGCCUUUGCCAUCCCCAUCGCGAUCCGUGUAUUUUUCGUCGGAGACCGCUUCCACAGGGGUCCGUGGCACUUGGGUGCAUUCAGUCCUUGGAUCGGAGGAGUCGGCGUGUUGUUCGUUCUUCUCCUGGUGCCAAUCUUGUGUCUGCCCAGUGUUACCAAGGGUGAUUUGACGCCGGAUAUGAUGAACUGGACUUGUCUUGUUUGGGGUGGUCCCAUGCUUGCUGUGACGAUCUGGUGGGUUGUUGAUGCUCGAAAGUGGUUCACUGGUCCAGUUGUGAAUGUUAUGCAUGCCAUUCAUGCGAUUCCUGUUGACGGAAUCGAGCCCGAGGAAAAGAGGGAGACGGAGCGGGAGACCAUUUCGAGUAAAGCGGCAGAUGUAUAG
Messenger RNA from Penicillium maclennaniae, 1698 nucleotides. RefSeq names its product amino acid permease. The record is from RefSeq and is a predicted model, not a curated record. The transcript is spliced from 3 exons. Gene Ontology annotation, cellular component: membrane. Bases 1 to 1698 code for a protein of 565 amino acids. NCBI's taxonomy places the organism in Eukaryota, Fungi, Ascomycota, Eurotiomycetes, Eurotiales, Aspergillaceae. Gene Ontology annotation, biological process: transmembrane transport. Gene Ontology annotation, molecular function: transmembrane transporter activity.